AUGCCUAGCUACGAAAGUCUGGACCGAUUCGCUCCGACAUCCUCGGCUGCACCUUCUCCCGCUGGCCUCGGCCGCUUACCUGUCCUAGGCCAGCUUGAGAGUUCUUCAGGCUGUCAUUCGAGUCCGGCCUUACAUCCGCGUCUCUCGGUUGCGUCUGCUUCACAACACCAGCAACAGAUGCAGCCACAGCUCUGCGGUGGCGCCUCAACCAGCGGUGGGGCUUGCCUACCUACUGGACCUAAUUUAUCCAGAUCCAUACCUACUACUACCACCAUUACUACAGCUAAUUCUACUGUCUACAGAGGAUCAUCUCUCUCCUACACCUCCAUAGUACUUGUAUCACCUCCCGAUGGAGGGGCCAUUAGUGACAGCAAUAGUCGCUCUCCCAGCAACAUAACAGCUUCUUCCAAUCCUCAUCGAGAAGCCCAUUUACCGCGGGGGCACUCUUCUGCCCAAUUCUCUGGUGCCUCUGCUUCUGCCUCCUUUACUUCAGCAUCUUCACCUGGCUCCACGGCCCGCGGAUGUGGUAAUAGUAGCGGAUCUGGGGGCUCUUCUAGGAUUGGAUCCUGCGGUAUUUCUGGGCCUUCGGAACUAUCCACAAUCUAUUCUGGCCACGCAUUAUCUACACACGCCUAUCCAACGAUUCCAGCUACUGGAAACAAUGCUCCUUGCAUUUCGAUGCCAUCUGCCUUAUUUUCUCCUGCUAAUUUUAAUGCUCUUGGAAAAUCAGCUCCUCUCCCACUUCCUCGGGGACCUCUGCCUCAGCAAACCAAUCAUUCCCUUCCUCUCUCUCGGCCACAUUCUCACUUGCAUGCACACUCUUACCCACAUCCUCAUCAUUCUAAACACAAUUACCCAAACACGGAGGAGGACAUUUUGAGUUCUAGCCACACUGGAGCCCCGGCCGCGCCGCUUCCUGCUCGCAAGCAACUUCAACAGGAGGCUCAGCUUCCACCACAGUACUUUCAAACUUCACAGCAGCCACAACAACCUUAUCCUCACACUCUCAACCAACAAACUAAGUUACAGAAACAACAUCCGCAUCAUCAGCACCCAUUCCCUCCUAUGCUGGGGCCCGGUGACCACACUCAAUGUUUUCACCAAUCGCGUGGAGUUACAACUGCUGCUGCUGGUUGUUCCGCUUUUUUGGCAGGAGCAAGUGGGAAUGGAAAUAACAUCACUGGGAUGCCUACAGCAGCAGGAUUGAAGCCACUGCAGCAAACUCUUCAGGCAUCACUAAAUCCUGUUUUCCCUCACUCAACGGCCCUCAAUCAAACUGGUACUUCCGGUCUGCAGUUAGAUUCCACUAACCGAGUAAAUUUUUGCUGA
Protopolystoma xenopodis is the source of this 1329-nucleotide messenger RNA. Lineage: Eukaryota; Metazoa; Platyhelminthes; Monogenea; Polystomatidea; Polystomatidae. The record is from the annotation of a GenBank genome assembly.